CACAGAGCAGUAUAAUUUAAGUUAUUCGCUGUAACGGUGUUUACAAUUCAACAGCAGUAACACAGGCUUUUUUCAACGUUAAAGAGCCUGAAACGACAACGGGAUAAUGGCUGAUCAGCUGACUGAAGAGCAGAUUGCUGAGUUCAAAGAAGCAUUUUCGCUGUUUGACAAGGAUGGUGACGGUACAAUUACAACCAAAGAGCUGGGGACAGUGAUGCGCUCUCUGGGACAGAACCCCACUGAGGCGGAGCUGCAGGACAUGAUCAAUGAAGUGGAUGCUGAUGGUAAUGGGACUAUUGAUUUUCCUGAGUUCCUGACGAUGAUGGCCAGAAAGAUGAAGGAUACAGAUAGUGAAGAGGAAAUCCGAGAAGCUUUCAGAGUUUUUGACAAGGAUGGGAACGGGUACAUCAGCGCAGCUGAGCUACGACACGUCAUGACCAACUUGGGUGAGAAGCUCACUGAUGAGGAGGUGGACGAGAUGAUCCGCGAGGCCGACAUUGACGGAGAUGGCCAGGUCAACUAUGAGGAGUUUGUCCAGAUGAUGACUGCCAAGUGAAGAGAGCUCCAAUCUUUCUCUGUGUUACUUGUCCUCUUGAGAUUUGUCUUUAAGAUUAAACAAAAAAGGAACAAUAAUCAAACGGUAAACAAGCCCCCAAGAUCA
Oryzias melastigma (Indian medaka) is the source of this 661-nucleotide messenger RNA. RefSeq names its product calmodulin 3a (phosphorylase kinase, delta) (gene calm3a). The record is from RefSeq and is a predicted model, not a curated record. Gene Ontology annotation, molecular function: calcium ion binding. Lineage: Eukaryota; Metazoa; Chordata; Actinopteri; Beloniformes; Adrianichthyidae.